This is a messenger RNA of Oryzias latipes (Japanese medaka), 1579 nucleotides long. It is a transcript of the gene c21h3orf38, whose product is annotated as chromosome 21 C3orf38 homolog. The record is from RefSeq and is a predicted model, not a curated record. NCBI's taxonomy places the organism in Eukaryota, Metazoa, Chordata, Actinopteri, Beloniformes, Adrianichthyidae.
CACUAGGUCUUGUUUCUGCACGGAUGACAUUUUUGUCGAACACAUGGAAACCUGGUUGGUGACAGCGGAAAAAGAAUAAUCCUAACAGUGUAAAGAUGUCAGGUUUAUCAAACACCGAGCGUGUUGGACUAAAAAAGAUACUAAGCUUAAUGGAAACGUGUGACUUGUUUUCACUCAGUGAUACGGUUACAAAUAAGGUGAUAGAAGUGGAAAACGUUGCGGAGGCAAUAGAAACCAUUCUUUCCUUCUCUAAAAAUGCAGAAGAACUGCUGAAGAGAAAGAAGGUUCAGCGAGACCUUAUAUUUAAGUACCUCGCCAGCCAAGGAGUUCCAAUGCUUCCGAGCAGCGACAAACACCAGCUGGUGAGGAGAACACAGGAACUGUGGUCCUCAGCUAAGACACCUGAAAGAACCUCGAGACAGCCUAAAGCUCCUGAUUCCAAUGUCUUAAAAGCUGAGGUGGGGUUUGACCCUCUGCUUUUGGGUCAGCGAUUCUGCGAUUGGUUCUUUAAAAUGUUGAAUAGUCAGAACCCCUCGAUGGGGCAACAACCUCAAGAUUGGGGACCGCAACAUUUCUGGCCAGAUGCAAAACUUAGUCUGCUUUCCAGAGUUACUGAUGAACAAGUGGAAGAGCUUCUGGGUGCUGAGCAGGUCAGCCUCCGCCUGUUAAGCCUAACCAGGGAGGAACGCCUCUUUUUGAGUCCUAACCUGCAGCCUCAUGGCCUGAAGGCCCUUGCCUCCCCGCAUGGCUUGGUGCUGGUGGCGGUGGCUGGUACCAUUCACAGAGACAAAGCCUGUUUGGGGAUUUUUGAGCAAAUGUUUGGCCUCAUAAGCUCGCCUUUGGACGGAAACAGCUGGAAAAUAAAGUUCGUCAACAUGAAGAUCAGAGGUCAGAACGCUGUGGAAGGGAUGGAGGUGGCAGCACCAACUCUGAACUACAACUCUACUGAACUCCAGCAAUAUUCAGUUUCCUUGAUGCAUAAUUUUCCAGUUAAAAGAAAGUGGAAAUAAUUGACCUUAGCUUUUAAGUUAGAGGCUGCAUGUGUCACAGAGAGGUGGAACCUUAAGGCCACUCCUAUAAUUGAUUAUUUGUUAGCCUGUGCCUUAAAAGUUAUUGUUUAUGCUGCUAUUAAUGUUUUUUUGUAAAUAUAUAUAGAAAGAUUUAAAGCAAAACCAGUCUGUAUAUUUUAUGAAAGUGCAUUUCAUAAAAAAAUGUCUUUAAUAUAGGUGCACAGUCAUUUACAUUUUUUAAGUAUAUUUGUUAUGUCCAUCUUGUUCCCAGAAUGCUAUUUUUAUCAGUUACGUUUCCUUGUACAGAAGAGGGUAAGGUGGGCUUAAUAAAUGUGUACAGUUUUAAUCAAGCUGUCAAAACAUAUUUUCUUUAAAAUAUUUACAUUUUAAGGUGUACCUUUAUGCAAAUUCUUUUAAGGGGUCUGUUAAAGCUUUGCAGAUACUGGGGGUAAAGGACUGUGUCUUCUUCCUAUCAAACUUAAUUUUGCUUUUUCUCCAGAAUUAAACAAAUGCUGAUGCCUGUCUAGCUAACAAAGAUGUUUAAGUUAAAUAAAUCCAUUUCUAAUGCA